Messenger RNA from Capronia coronata CBS 617.96, 1764 nucleotides. RefSeq lists its product as uncharacterized. Gene Ontology annotation, molecular function: DNA-binding transcription factor activity, RNA polymerase II-specific; zinc ion binding; transcription cis-regulatory region binding. The record is from RefSeq and is a predicted model, not a curated record. Lineage: Eukaryota; Fungi; Ascomycota; Eurotiomycetes; Chaetothyriales; Herpotrichiellaceae. The transcript is spliced from 2 exons. Gene Ontology annotation, cellular component: nucleus. Bases 1 to 1764 code for a protein of 587 amino acids. Gene Ontology annotation, biological process: positive regulation of transcription by RNA polymerase II.
AUGUCUGACCAGGAAGAACAUCCUAAGCCUGUUAGGCGUGUUGUCUGCAGUCGCUGUGCCCAGAUCAAGCAAGCUUGCGACGGAGGAAGGCCUUGCUCACGGUGUCGGCGGCUGGACGUGAUAUGCGAGCCCAACCUGAACCGCUCCAGAGGCACCCCAGAGGUCAGCCGUCCCUCAGCCCCGAUCAGAAUCACCAGGGCCCAUACUGGCUGUGCGACGUGCAAGAAAAGAAAACGAAAAUGUGACGAAGCCCGGCCUAGAUGCUCUGAUUGCAGAAGGCUGUGUCUCGAUUGCCACUAUCCCAGCUCGUCUGCUCGAGCUCAUCGAACCUCGGUUUCUCCCCAAGUGGCUCCAAGUCGGGUUUCCUCCUCCGUGGAACCGACGGUCGAGCUACCAGGCAUCGACCAAGCCGAUUUCGCCAUCGGGCUGAAGGGGUCGGAUGAGAUGUCUCCCUCGAGCAGUUUGGGCGAGCCUUCCGGAACCGGGCUGGCAGCACCCUCGCCGUCUCAGAUCGCGACAUAUGCGUCAGAUGUGGAGAGCAUCCCGUCUCCGGGAUCGAACCUGUCGAACCUGUCUUUGGCAAUGCUUUCGACCGCACCGAUGGUUGACGCCGAUGAAGACCGGUCCUUGCUCAACCAUUACAUGAGAGUGGUGGCGGGGGUUCUCUCGCGCCGCGAUGACCGUCGCUCGAACCCCUACCUUUCCAAAGUGCUUCCAAUGGCACUCGCCGAUCAAUUGGUGAUGGAUGCCGUGUUGGCAUUGUCGGCGAGUCACUGGAAGAAGACACAACCUGCUGUCUGGAAACGAGGUACCAUCCAUCAGACCAACGCAUUGCAAUCCCUCGCAAAGCUUCUCCCCCACAUCGAGAACGAUUCUGCCGAUACCGCUCUGGCGGCGACUCUUUUGCUUGCCAUGAUCGAGCUUUUCGACGGAACGUCGUCGUACUGGAAAGUCCACCUAGAUGGGGCCCGUCGGCUGCUAUCGGCGUUUGAACGAAAAUCCGAGUGGACGCAACGGACAGAGUACCGGACGUUCUAUCGUCAGCUAUAUCACUACCUGGACUCGGCAACCACGAUAUCGACCUGCCAUCCUCCGUUGCUACAGGCGUCCUCCGAGGAUGAACGUUCCGCCUCCCCCGGCUACAGUAUGGACGAUGAGGAGUGUUUAUACGGGAUUCCCAAAUCCCUCUUUCAUUUUGUCGACCAGCUGAACGGCCUUGCAUACCAACGAAAAUUCCGGAAGGAUCCCGUCUUCGAAAGCAUGUUUCGUACGUCCGCGGCAAGCCUCCACAAAGAUCUGGAUCAAUGGGCCGAAGAUCACAAGCUUCGAGAGCCGCUAAACGGGUCGCACGACGCCUCCCAAGAGAUGGCUGCUUGUCAUGUCACUGCCGCCUUUGAACAGGCACUCCAGCUCCGACUACAUCAGAUUGUGAAUGGGUAUUCCUUGCGUCACAAAAAGGUCAAACAGUGUGUCAGCAACAUCCUGGACGCCGUACAGGAAUUACGCUACGGGAGCCCUUGGGAGAACAGCUUGAUCUUCCCACUGGUCAUGGCCGGCAGCAGCUGUGACACCGACCAUGAAAGGUUGAUCAUUGACGAUCGGUUCCUUGUGAUGGAGAGGACGCUUGGAUUUCGGUACAUCUACACCGCCCACGACCUAGUGCGGCGAGUCUGGAAAGAGCGGCAAAUUUAUCAGGGCACCGACCGAGAUGUCAAUUGGGCGGCGAUACGAUACUUUCAGAUCCCAGGUCUCGCGCUUGUUUAG